AUGGCAGAUGCCAACAAGAAGAUGUCGGUUUCUCGUUGUCCAUUUCAUCCGAGAAAUGUCGAUCAUCGGGUAGGCAGAUUGCCGAUUUCGGUCAGCGGAUGCAACAACAACAGCCAUCGCUAUCCUGCCGGUGUGCACAAAAUGCCCAACUGGAGUGGUUCCACAUCGCGUGUGGUCCCGUGCCCGGUGAGUCUCUGCGGCUUCGGCACGGCUUCGUGUGCUUCCGGCUAUUCGAAGAAUUUCUUGGCUCGACGACCACUCGAAAGCCGGCCACGACUCAGUCAUCGAGCACCACCACCACCCAAACAACCACAACAACCCCAACAACCCCUACCACGCCCCCGAAUUGUCGCGUGUACAUCAUUGAAUCCAUCGCUCACCUGGAAGAACAAACGGCCACACAAUCGAUGGUUUGGCGAGAAGAAAAUUGUGAACGGCAUCCACACAUCCAUCCAGAUGAAACCACCCCGAGUCGGGCAGCGUCCUGAUCGAGAUUUUCUCAUUGUUUACGUAAAUCUCAUGCACGUGCGU
Mesorhabditis belari is the source of this 531-nucleotide messenger RNA. The record is from the annotation of a GenBank genome assembly. Lineage: Eukaryota; Metazoa; Nematoda; Chromadorea; Rhabditida; Rhabditidae.